GUCAAGUUGGCAUUACAGUAUUGCCCCUCGAUUGCAUCGAAGAUUAGAAAGAGUUAAGCUAUUAAGCUGAUAAGCACACGCAGAUGAAAAUUGAACCUAGUGGUCUCCUCCGCGCUUAAUCAGUCCAGUCCAAACUCCAAACGACACUAGAACAAAUGGCCGGCCCUGAAGAAGCGCGCCGGCGGCCAGCCCUGCCAUGGACAGUGCGCGCGCAGCUCGCAGCACUCUCGCUCGCGCACCGCCGCGACGGCAGCGUCCGGCGCCUCCUCUUCUCCCUCGGCGACCACCGCUCCGCCGCCAACCCUUCCCGCCCGGACGCCUCGGGCGUGCGCUCCGCCGACGUCGUUGUCGACGCGGCCACGGGCGUCUGGGCCCGCGUCUUCUCCCCCUCCCCCCCGCCGCCUUCCGCCGAGGACGCGCCGCCGCUCUCCGUCGUCGUCUACUUCCACGGCGGCGGCUUCGCGCUCUUCUCCCCGGCGUCCCGUCCCUACGACGCCUUCUGCCGCCGCCUCUGCCGCGCGCUCGGCGCCGCCGUCGUCUCCGUCGCCUACCGCCUCGCCCCCGCCCACCGCUUCCCGGCCCCCUACGACGACGGCCUCGCCGUCCUCCGCUUCCUCGCCACAUCCGCCGCCCAAAUCCCCGUCCCCCUCGACCUCUCCCGAUGCUUCCUGGCCGGGGACAGCGCGGGGGGCAACAUCGCGCACCACGUGGCGCACCGCUGGUCAUCUUCUUCCUCCUCGGCCUCGUCCCUCAAUCUCGCGGGGGUCGUCCUGAUCCAGCCCUUCUUCGGGGGCGAGGAGAGAACCGAAGCGGAGCUCGAGCUCGACAAGGCGAUCCCGUCGCUGUCGAUGGCGAUCACGGACGCGUACUGGAGAGACUUUCUCCCCGAGGGAGCCACCCGGGACCACGCGGCCGCAGCCUGCGGCGUCGGCGAGCUCGCGGAGGCGUUCCCGCCGGCCAUGGUGGCCGUCGGCGGGUUCGACCUCCUCAAGGGCUGGCAGGCUCGGUACGUGGAGAAGCUGCGUGGGAUGGGGAAGCCCGUGAAGGUUAUGGAGUACCCUGACGCUAUUCAUGGUUUCCAUGUGUUCCCGGAGAUCGCCGACUCCGGCAAGUUUCUCGAGGACCUCAAGGUGUUCGUCCAGGAGCACCGGGCCGCGAAGCUGUAGGAUUGGGAAACAAUUCAAGCAAUCCGUUGGUGUUUAACAGCUUUUACUGUUUUAUGCGAUACAGGUCAAGAUGGUCGCAUCACACAGAUAGCCCACGGGCCACUGCUAUCGCAAGUUCGCAACCGGCCGAAA
Messenger RNA from Brachypodium distachyon (stiff brome), 1298 nucleotides. RefSeq names its product probable carboxylesterase 18. Bases 156 to 1166 code for a protein of 336 amino acids. NCBI's taxonomy places the organism in Eukaryota, Viridiplantae, Streptophyta, Magnoliopsida, Poales, Poaceae. The transcript is spliced from 2 exons. The record is from RefSeq and is a predicted model, not a curated record. Gene Ontology annotation, molecular function: hydrolase activity.